AUGUCGCAAACAACUCCCAGUCAAUAUCCAAACGUCAAUUUCCUUGCUCUCAUUUCACGAGUUCUCGAUGAAGCUAAUUCUAAAGAGAAAUGUGAGCUAGAUUCACCCGUCCGUAUCCGCGAGGCCAAAAUCCUGGACAGCCUCGCUUCUAUCGGUGUUUGGAGAGCGCAAAAACAGGUUGUCGCAGCAGCCUCCCAUUUCGUUGAGGAUUCCCAACAUGGUGGAAAAUCAGUUGUGAUUCUCAUUGCGGAGAAUGGCCCUAUCGAUAAACGUACAGUCAACCAUAUUCAAGACGUGUUGAGUCGUCUCGUCACCAUUCAUACAUAUUUUCGAGAGGAGGGACUAUCACAAGACGGAACUCUUUCACCCAUUCAAGAGUAUAUUUCCAUCGUGCCCCAGAGCCGUUUCGAAACUGGGCUUCUUGACUUAGAGUUGGCCAUUAUUGAACACUCGUGGAAGAAACUCAGCAGCGCUUAUUUAAGAACUGUCGACACACCAACUUCCUCGACACCGCUCGCGAUGUAUGUAAUCCCGACUCUCCGGAUACCCUCGAGAACAUCGAUACCCAUAGUUUCUUGA
Serpula lacrymans var. lacrymans S7.9 is the source of this 579-nucleotide messenger RNA. RefSeq lists its product as uncharacterized. The record is from RefSeq and is a predicted model, not a curated record. NCBI's taxonomy places the organism in Eukaryota, Fungi, Basidiomycota, Agaricomycetes, Boletales, Serpulaceae. The transcript has a single exon. The coding region runs from base 1 to 579 and encodes 192 amino acids.